Molecule: messenger RNA, 533 nt
Organism: Marasmius oreades (fairy-ring Marasmius)
Lineage: Eukaryota; Fungi; Basidiomycota; Agaricomycetes; Agaricales; Marasmiaceae
Exons: 5
Coding region: 19-447 (142 amino acids)
Biological process (GO): translation
Cellular component (GO): ribosome; cytosolic large ribosomal subunit
Molecular function (GO): structural constituent of ribosome
Source: RefSeq, a predicted model, not a curated record
CGGUAAAAUCUGCUCAUCAUGUCGACCGAUCUCCAAUGGCUCCUCCUCCGCAAAUACAACUCGUACAUGGUGAAGGGUUUACCGGAGGGACCUAUCUUUUCAAAGGAGCCUGGUAACCUCGUGAACAUUCACUCACACAAAUACUCUGGAUUGUCCAACUCGAAGACCAUCGACGUCUCGGACGAAAACGGUGUCAUUCAAAUUACCACCCGGAAAACCGCUUCUCCUCACACUAUUGCUUCCACUCGUUCAACUUCCAAUAUCCGGGCUAGAUCGGGUGGUCGUCGUGCUCUGCGUGUCGCGUCAGCACCUGCGAAGCAGGGAUACAGACCCGACCUCCGUAGGGCAACACUCGCCCGCGUCUCCGCUCUCCUUGCAGCUCAAAAAGAGCCUAAGGCUCAGCCAGCUAAGAAGCCCAGAGGGAAGAAGACAAAGGCUUCUGCGUAAACAUGAACAUGUUCUUAGGUUCUCUUUCCCUACCACUUGUGUAUGUUUUAUGCAGCAACAAUCCAUGCCAGGCAACAUCCACGACA